AUGAAAGAGUACGGGAGCAGUGUGAAUGGCUUUGAUGGCUUGGCCCAGCACACGACAAACGGCAGCACGGACGCCCCCGAAUCUAAUAAACCCGGUUCUCUGGGAAUUGCCGGCCGCCAGCGACCCACCCUUGAAGUAUUUGUCCAGAUCGUGCACAACCGCGAACCCGGCACUUUUGGAAGCAUCUUGCAGCGAAUCUGGAGAGAGGCGCAAUCCGAAUUCGACACAGUUCCCCCCCUUUCACAGGCUUCGGCCGUCUUCCACUCAUUCAACCAUGCACUUUGCCUACCCGCCGCGGAAGAGCUCCAACCCUCCGCCUUUUGUCCCGCGCUCCUCCUCCUCCAGACUGCCCGCCCUGCCCGUCCUGCGCAGGGGUCGCCUCAAGGCGAUCGCCCUGGGCGUGAUCGCCAUCGUCGUCGUCGUCUUCCUCUGCACCCGGCCGAGCAGAAGGAGCUAUGCUCCGCCGGCGCCGCACAAGCCCUCGGGCAACCCGCCGGCAGUCUUGGUGACGGUGCUGGACCAGACGGAAGCUUCCCCGAACUUCAUAGCGCAGGUCAAGGAGAACAGGGAAGCGUACGCACAAAAGCACGCGAAAUCUCAGGCUACGAGGUUUUCUUCCCCAAGGUCGGCGACUAUGACCUCCGCGGCGCGCCUUUCUCGUGGACAAAAGUGGUCGCCAUGCGCCACGCCCUCACGAAAUUCCCCGAGGCUACUUAUUUCUGGUUCAUCGAGCAAGACGUGCUCAUCAUGAACCCUGACAUCAAGGUGGAGGACCAGCUUAUGAAGGCCAGCGUGAUCGAGUCCAGGAUGAUUAAGGAUCACCCGGUGGUGCCCCCAGACAGCAUCAUCAAGACGUUUACGCAUCUCAAGGGCCAGGAUGUCGAUUUCAUGCUCACCCAGGAUUUCGACGGUCUUGCCGUGAGCAGUUACAUUAUUCGCAACAGCGACUGGGCCAAGUACUUCUUUGAGACCUGGUACGACCCGAUCUAUCGAAGCUACAACUUCCAGAAGGCCGAGGCGCAUGCAUUGGAACACAUUGUCCAGUGGCACCCGACCAUCCUCUCGAAGCUCGCUCUCGUCCCGCAGCGGAUCCUCAAUUCGUACGACACGGCCGCACACGGCGAGGCGUACACCAAGGGCGAUCUCGUCGUCAGGUUGCUGGGCUGCACGGGCCAGGGCGAGUAUAGCUGCGACAAGGCUGCCGCCAAAUUCACCCCGGUAUGGCGAGAGGCGUUCAAACUAGGCUCCUCGUGA
This is a messenger RNA of Thyridium curvatum, 1254 nucleotides long. RefSeq lists its product as uncharacterized. Bases 1 to 1254 code for a protein of 417 amino acids. Gene Ontology annotation, biological process: protein N-linked glycosylation. Lineage: Eukaryota; Fungi; Ascomycota; Sordariomycetes; Thyridiales; Thyridiaceae. Gene Ontology annotation, molecular function: alpha-1,6-mannosyltransferase activity. Gene Ontology annotation, cellular component: Golgi membrane; mannan polymerase complex. The transcript is spliced from 4 exons. The record is from RefSeq and is a predicted model, not a curated record.